UGGGUUCCGUUCUUGAAGCUGAUUUUAAAUUGAGUGGCGCGAGGUUGUAGUAGGAUCCAACUGUAUCGGUGGUGAGUUUAAACGUUAGUGAGCUUUAUCGCUGGGGAUAUCAAAAGUUUAUUCUCAAUGGAUCCAAUACAUAAUUUCUUCACCAAGUUGAGGACCCUCGCAAUAAAUUUGGAGAACGAAACCAAAUACCUAGAUCAUGCUUUGAAUAACAAAUCUGAUCAUGAAGAAGAAGCUCCAAAGAAGAUCCUUCAUGAGUUACAUUCUGAAGUCAGACAUAUAAAGGCUGAUGUUCAAAAACGAGUGGAAACCUUUAAUAAUGAAUGUAGAGAAAAUAGUGAAUUAAUUAGAGCCUUCCAAAUACUACAGCAAAAAAAUUGUGCAGAACUUGAAGAAAUUGAAGAACAUUUUCAGAAUUAUGGCUAUGAACCCUUGAGUAGAAAAGAUGAAGAACCACAGAUUAAAUUAAUAAGUACCAAAAUAGAUGGAACUGAAAAUUCUGAUCCUGAACUUGAAAAGCAAAAUAAUGAAGGUGUUACUCCAUCACAUGAGAAGACUUUGAAUGACUCCUUGCGUACCCCUCAACUUGAAGACUUUGGACUUGGCCACUUAAUGUUUCAAAGUGCAUGGGGAGAGCCAGAAUGUAAUCAGUUCUCAAAUCCCAAAAUCACUCUGGAAUUCUCUGGAAAUAAUAAGUGUUCUUCAACAUUACAAGGUCCAAUUAUUCCAAAGACACCAAAAUGCACGUUACGGCUGGAUGAUGAGAUGCUUCUCACUCCAAAGUUGGAACAUUUUGGUAUUACAGAGCAUACUGGUUAUGUAAAUGACUUUACUCUGGCUUUGUAUAAUAAAUGUGCUCAACCAGAGACAAACAGUGGUAAUCCUAUACCAACAACUGAAGAAGAUCAGUUUGUCAUAUCUGUGUCAAAGCAGAUUGAAAAUGCUUCUGAGUCUUUUAUGACACAACAGGCUGAUCCCAGCACUGGAGAUUUUCUGAAUUCUCCUUUGUCUCCUGUGUUUUGCACUCCGGGUCUGAAAAUUCAUAAAAAUUCCUCCCAAGCUCCAGCAAAUGAAGAAAGGAAAUCAAAUGGCUCUUUACCAUCUCCAGUAUUGCCACAUUUUGAAACCCCAUGGCUGAAAAAGCAAUCCGCUUGUCAAUAUUCUGAGAAUGAAAAAACUACUACACCUGUAGAGAAAACUUCUUCAGAUUUAGAAGAGCCUCCACCACCAGCAAUUAGUUUUAUGAAUUGCCUUCCGAAUGGAUGCAAUAAGUCACCAUCGCCGCCACUGAUGAUAAUUGAACAUGAAAUUCCACAUACACCAAAGGUCCCAGAAAUGACCACACAGAUCACUGCAGAUGUUCUUAAGAUUUUAUUGUCAUAUGAUGCAAAUUUAAGGACUCCACAUGAUACAAGGCACAAAUUUGAUAGACGCAACUUGACUUCCAUUAACCUAAUGGCCCCUGUAUCCAGGAGGAACACUGAAAAAGAAAAUGGUCACGUGCAAUAGUGAAAAAAAAGGAUGGACCUUCAAAAGAUCUCUUCUUGACUUGGCCAAUGAACUGAAGUACUAUUUUUAUUGAUUUCUUUUUCACAACUGCGAUCAAAGUAUUUUUGUAGGAUGAUUAUGCUGUCGUAUAAAUGUAAAGACAUUGUGGUGUCUAAUCAUUGUACAAAACAAACAAGCUUAAAACUACAGAAUUAAUGGGACAGUUAACGCUAGAAAAACCCAUUUAUGCAGUACUUCUAGUAAUUGCAAAGCACUUGGAUUGAUGAUUACUCAUGUUUUCCCCUUCCAGUUUUUUGGGGGAGUGAUGUAUCCAUCUUUGUCCAGCCUUGAUGAAAAGAAUUUUAAAAGGUAAACUUGGUGUUGGAAAAGAAAUAUACUGGAUUAGACAACAAAAUGUUUGAAUUGUUAUACAAAUGGACAGUUCUGUGCAAUUGAAUUAUUAAGUACAAGAGCAACUCCAAAAUCACACCGGAGUAAAGGAUGCCAUGUAAACUGUGCUAUGGAGGAAAGAAGUGGCGUCGCUGAAACAGUGUUUCCAUUCUUGCAUAUUAAGAUCAGAUCAAAGCUGUAACUAACAAUGAUUCUUAAAAUUAAAUUCCAUUUAUACUUG
Rhincodon typus (whale shark) is the source of this 2125-nucleotide messenger RNA. RefSeq names its product spindle and kinetochore associated complex subunit 3 (gene ska3). Lineage: Eukaryota; Metazoa; Chordata; Chondrichthyes; Orectolobiformes; Rhincodontidae. The transcript has 10 exons. The record is from RefSeq and is a predicted model, not a curated record. Gene Ontology annotation, cellular component: outer kinetochore; spindle microtubule. Gene Ontology annotation, biological process: mitotic cell cycle; chromosome segregation. The coding region runs from base 127 to 1515 and encodes 462 amino acids.